Molecule: messenger RNA, 1032 nt
Organism: Ruditapes philippinarum (Manila clam)
Lineage: Eukaryota; Metazoa; Mollusca; Bivalvia; Venerida; Veneridae
Product: calcium-activated chloride channel regulator 1-like
Exons: 6
Coding region: 1-1032 (343 amino acids)
Source: RefSeq, a predicted model, not a curated record
AUGGCGAAUUAUGCUGAGGAAAAGUUCACCAUAUUACAACAGACAUGUACGUAUGUCAUACAAGAUGUCAUACCACAAGGCAGUUGGCUUGGCAUCGUUACCUUCAGCACCUCAGCAUCAACUAGAACAUUUGUUAUACAGGUCAACUCACAGGCUGAUAGAGAUGCCCUAAAAUCUGCAUUACCUUCAAUUUUAGAAUUAAGUCUAGAAAGUACUGAAAAUACUGAAAUUGUGUUGAUAUCCGAUGGUCAAAACAACAGAGGGAACAUUCGGUCAUCAAUUCAAAAAGCUGUUAGCGAGAAAGUAAUUGUAAACACAAUAGCUGUUUCACAAGAGGCGGAUAGCAUCCUUGCUGAAAUUGCACAAGAAACUAGUGGCAAACAUUGCAUAUACCUUGAAAAAUGUUCAAUCAGCUUUGCUGCUACGUUCAGUGAAUCAAUAAAAGACGAUAAUACUAUGUCAGCAAGCCAACAAGAAACACUUGUGUCUGAAAAGAUCGAUUCAACAAAUUCAACAACUCUCAAUUUUGACAUUGCAAUAGAAGAAAGUAUUGGAGCUAAUACGACAAUUACAGUUAUAUCGAGAUCAUACCAAGAACUACACCUUGAAGUUUAUGGACCAAAUGGAUUCACACAAGCACUGUCCAUGAACGGAACGCAAGUAACGAUGCUUAUUAAUGGUAUAGCCGAGGCGGGGUUAUAUCUAUUGACAAUAUCAAUGUCAAACCCCGAUCAAACUAUUGAAUAUUAUGUAAGUUCAACGCCUACAAAACCUGAUAUCAUCAAAAUCUCAACGCAACUUUCUGCGUCAAAGAUUGACGUUUCUUCUGGCGACGUCCCGGUAGCGUUUGCUACUGUUACGAAGGGAUACUCACAAGUAAUCAAUGCAUCGGUAGAAGCACAUGUUGAAGCUGAUAAUAAGCGAUGUACAUUGUCACUUCUCGAUAAUGGACAUGAUCCUGAUGCAUUUGCUGAUGAUGGUGUUACUCCGGAUACGUAUUUCCACGUUGUGCAUCUGGACAAAAAGGCAUGA